CUUGGGGCUUAUAAAUACGAUCCUUUCCAUGAAUGAAAUGACCACACAAUAAUAUUCUUAUGUUGUAGUUGUUCAGUUUGCAAAUAUGGCUGCAGUGAAAAAGUUUGCAAUCUUCUUCGUUGUUCUCUUGGCCAUAACUAUUGUUGAUAUGUGUGGAACAUCAAAAGUAGUGCAAGUUACGGGAAGCAGUUGUGGCGAUGAUUGUGGGAGUAACAGUGAUUGUGGUGGUUGGACUCCUUGCCAGUGGUGUAAUGAGAAGACAAAUCCUUACACUGGUGAAACAUUCAAGUCAUGUGACAUGUCCUUUAAUUUGGAGCCAUUUGCCACAAUCUCGUCUCGUCAAGAUAUACGAGGCAGAUUCUUUCAUGACUCGUUUCGGCCGAGAGAAAGAGAGCAAUGAAUAAUAUCAAGGAGCUUCUGAGUAUCCCAGAUUAUAAAAUAUCUUACUACUCCAAUUAUGUGUGUGUUUGUAUUUCUUUUCCCUUUCCUAGCAAGCUGUCUUGACGUACGUUAAGAUAUUUGUGCUAGUGUUAUGGUUGUACGUUGUUAUUCUCAUCAACAAUAAGGAGCCGUUUGGUAGGGUGUAUAGAAUAGUAGUGAAGAAAUCAGAAUAUUGUGUAUUGGUAAUAUUUGUAUUAGCUAUAUUUGCAUUAGUUAUGCUGUAUUUGAUUUGGUUUAUUAAAAAUAAUAUACAUUGCAUAAUUUCUAAAA
Molecule: messenger RNA, 711 nt
Organism: Capsicum annuum
Lineage: Eukaryota; Viridiplantae; Streptophyta; Magnoliopsida; Solanales; Solanaceae
Product: fruit-specific protein
Exons: 2
Coding region: 86-400 (104 amino acids)
Source: RefSeq, a predicted model, not a curated record